Pomacea canaliculata is the source of this 4607-nucleotide messenger RNA. RefSeq lists its product as uncharacterized. The record is from RefSeq and is a predicted model, not a curated record. The coding region runs from base 30 to 1907 and encodes 625 amino acids. Lineage: Eukaryota; Metazoa; Mollusca; Gastropoda; Architaenioglossa; Ampullariidae. The transcript is spliced from 11 exons.
CGACUGGAUAUGUGCAUAGUGUGUCAGGAAUGUCAGGAUUUGCAGACCUUGAACAGGGUCCCAUACUAUAUCACAGAAAAGACUCUGUCCUGAAUGCUGAAUUGGAUGAGAAUGACAAUCUUCCAGACACUCUUCCAAUACAAAUAGGAAGACUACAGCAGCUCCGUGCUGCUAAGCAGCACCUUGAUGAUGAGCUGCCAAGAAUGAAUAGCAUUCAUUCAGACAGUAGUGGUUUUGGGGAUGCUGAAGUCAUUGGAGAGUGCACCACUCAAGACACACUUUCUCAAAGGGUUAGCCAUCUUGGUAGCAGCUGUGAGAGCAGCACUACUCAGAAAAGCACCUGUACUCUGGUGAACAACAUGGUCGUUGAGCAUUCACCGCAUGACUUGCCCACGCUGCCAAAAUUUCCGCUAAUGGAAGGUAAAGAAAAUGUAGAGCCUCUACAGACAUCAGAUGGUGCAUCAUUCAAGCAACAUCAAGCAAAGGAUGGUGCCCGCUACAUAUCUUGGUGUUAUGUCCCUCUACAAAGGCGAGCAGACAACUCCUCUACACAGACUGAAAAGCGGUUAUCUGGCAGCAAAGCUUUUGUUCUUGGCAAAACCAGGGUCUCUGUGGUGGUUCCUAGCAAUGACAAGCCAGUAAAUAUAGCAGUGGCUGGUGUUCUAAAAAAGUCAGGUCAUCAGGUGAAAAAUGAAAGCUCUUUGUUCACAGAAUUGACUUUGGCAAAUGCACACAGAGGUGAACAGCUGAACACACCUCAUCAUGCUGCUGCAGCAUCAGUGCUCCCUCCAUCUGUCUUACAAUCAUCAGGAGAUAAUCUAGAAGCUGUUGAUGAUAUCCAUGGCAGAGAAGAUGAGUUUGAGGAGUCUGUACGUGCUUCAUGGUGGCACACAAGUGACCCAUCUGAGCCAUUGAGGCAUACAGUUUACAGCAAGGAGAAAAGACAACAAAGACACUGCUUCUCAGAAGGAGAUGAGGUGGAUGGUGGGUCAGCUGCAUCACUAGGGCCAAGUAGUGUUUAUUCCUGUGCAUCCACCAAUGAGAGUAUAACUAGUGGUGUGGGCUCCGAUGUGCUAGACUGCCAGAAACUGAUGAAGCUCAUCAAUCAACCCACUAGCUUCAAGGGAAGAAAAACCUGUUUUGUCCACUAUAAGCCCAAGAGACAUAUGAGAGACUGGCCAAAUUUAGUCAAGAAAAAGCGACUGCAAGAAGAAACUCGACUGGCACAGUAUGCUGUGCAAAAAUUUAAGACAGAACUCAGCAUUAUGGAGACUUCCCUGAUGGUCAAGUACCAGAUGGCUUAUGAUGAAAUGAGUCAAGCAGAUAGGGAAGAUGUGGAGGAGGUCCAGUGCUUGUGGGGAGAGGUUCGACAGCAAGUGACAGAAACAGAACAUCUGUUGUCAGCCAGAAUGAAAGCAGUCAGCAAUGGCAAUGACAGUUUUAGUUUUCUUGCACACAUCGAUGUUUUGCACAGGUUGAUGGAUCUCCUCAAAGAACAGAUGUUUCAAAUCCAGACAUCUUGCACUAGGGAAGAGGAAGAAGAGGACAUGCAACGACUAGCAGAGGAGCAGAGUUAUGGAAGUUUGUUUCAGAACAGACAUGCCAGCAGCUGGGCUGACAUGGUUCAUCCACCCUUCAUGAAGGGAGGCUUCUCUUCCUCCUUGUCAUACCAGUCUUUACUCAGUCCCCAUUUUCCAGCUGCACCAUAUCAGGAGCUGCGAAACUCCCUUCUGUCUGAGGUUAGACAUGAGCUGAGAAAUAGUUUACAACUGCUGCAGUUUGAUAUAAAGGAGAGGGAAAGUGAAAUCCACCGCCUGCAGUCCCAGCUACUGGCCAGAAAGUCAAAAUUUAGUACUCCACGGUCACAGAGUGGCUUGAGGUUUCCUAGACGAGAAACAAAUGUCUGAUUAUGAUCACAAGGUGGCGAAAUUUCUUUGAUGAGAAAUGAAGAUCUGAUGAUGGUUCAAGAAAUACCUUUUUUUUUGUGUGUGUGUGUGUGUGCACCACUUUCUUACAGAAGCCAGUCUCAGAUAAUAGUGUCAAAACGUACCCUUUCCACUGUGAAGUUCUACCUAGUGUCUACCAGCAUAUGAAAGUACCGUACUGAUACAGUUUGAAUGGAAGAAUAUGGUAUAGUUCAGCAAGCAGAAAUAGAGAAUCAUACUGGCACUGCGCUUGUGGAAGCUAAGUGGAUGGAAUAUUCACUAGUAAUGCACUAUUGAGAAUCUGUUCCUUCUAAGAAAGGAAAGGCUUGAGUGUUUGUCUGUGAGUUCAUGGGCAUGGACAUCAUAAAGGUCACAGUUCAUGUAUAAUAAUAAUAAAUGCAAAAUUUGUAAAGCGUAUACUCACACUCCUAAGGAGUAUGCUCUUUGCGCCAAAGAACAGGAACGAAACAUGGACAGCAUAUAAGGGACUGGAAAAUAAAUAACCUAUGAUCUAUAAAAAGAAUAACAACAGUACUAAUGAAGAAUAAAAUCAAAACGGAAAGAGGACCCAAAUAACAACAAGAGCAACAUAAUAUUGCAGAAGGAAGGGUGUAAAAAAGGACUGACAUUGUGGGAAAGAUUGUUAGGAGUAAUGUUUACGGAAGAGAUGCGUUUUCAGUGCACGUUUAAAGAAUUCAAAAGUGGGUAGGUAACAGCUAUGGAAAAGGAGAGAGUUCUACUGUUUCGCUGCACAAUAACUAAAACUCCUGUGGCCAUAUGUUGUUAUUCUGGUGACAGGAAGAGUAAGAAGAUGAUUAUCAGACGAGGAGCAGAGUUGUCGAGCUGGAACGUAAGGGAAGAGCAGUUCAGAGAAAUAAUCAGGGCAGGUGCCAGCAAAAAAAUUAAAACAGCAUGGACAGUGUGUACCAGAGGCGACAACUGAAUAAUGUAUAACUGAAUAAAGAAAUUGUUUUGUGAGCUAUCAACAAAGCAUUAGUGAUACUUAUAUGUGAUAAUUAUAAUGAUCGUCUUUAUUUUGUAUUAGUUUUUUUAUAAUUGUUGUUGCUGCAUUUGAUUAGUGUGAGUUGUAGAGCAAUGCAAGAGGCACAUGACCUGGAUUUAAGAUGAUGCUAUUAAUCCUAGACUAGUCAUCUUCUGGUAUAUGUCUAUAUAUAGCAAAAGAAAUGGUUGUCCCACCUUUGUCUUUGUUUUAGAACGUAAUGAAAUAUUUCUUUCCUCUUCCCUUCAAGGAAGCAUGCUAAAAUAGUAUUAAAUGGUUCAACUGAACCUAGUCAUCUUUGAUUCUAAAUUUAAAUAUUUUAAGCUCAUUGUGUCAGUGAAGGUAACAAGAUGUUUGUUAAAAAGUAUAAAUUACAAUUUUACAUUGGUAUUUAAGAAUUUUAAAGGCAUGUAAAAUAUCAGCAUUCAGACAAGAUUCCCUUUUCACUCCUAGUUGUAUUAUUUAAAUCACAUUUUACCUAAAUGUAAGAUGCUCAAGUGUCUUACAGAAUGUGCAGCCAUUUGCAGAUGCAGAUCCAUUUGAACAAUUAUCUUUACUCAUACACUUAAUCUAACUGCUACACAGGGUAUCAUGUCUCUGCAUGGAUAUUUGCUUUGGCCUUAUUAUUAGACAGGGUUAGCUUUAUUUCUUCACAUCCUUGACCUCUCUUAAAACGUUCUUAUUCCCAUUACUGUUACUUGUUUAUUGUGGUGGUGUUCUGUCCAUCGUCAGAAUAAUUUUUAUAAUAAAAAGCAGCAUAGCCUCACAGUCAUUACAAACUCUUUGGGUUUGCAUGAGCUGCAAAAUUUUGUAUUGUCUGUUAAUUGUGCUACGCACAUCAUCUGUGUUUUAUGCUUACAUGCUAGCCUUUUCCUAACAAGCAGCUCAGAGAACUUCUCUCCAUCUACCCAUAGCUUUUAUCUGCUUAGUGUUUCAGGCAAUAUCUCUGCAUCUUUGUUUUCUGAGGACUGAUGUUGUGUACUUCAUGUUUAAUGAUUGAUAUAUGCUUCUUUGCUUCAGAGUGGUUUUGCAGAGAUACUAUUUUUAUUUUGUGUGGAUGUCUGUCUGGUCAUUCAAGACUGUGUAAAGUGCAUAUGUGUUUGGUUUUGAGGAUCAGUUGGCUUUGUUACAAAAUAUAUUUAUAUGUUUGAUAGCAGAAAUGGAAGUAGUGUACCUGUAUGACUUGUGAUAAACUUCAAAAAUUUUAGAAUGCAACAAUUGAAAAUAAAAUUGUUUAUUAAAUUUAAAUGCCUCAUAUUUUAUUAGUACAGGUAUUUAAAAUAGUAUAUUUUGUUAAAAAUGUUAUUAUUAAGGCUAUAUUUUGAUGUAUAUUUACAGUUUUGAAUUUUUGAAAGUGUACAUUUUGUAUAUUAGAUUUUGUAAUUUUAUUGUGCUGUCAUGGCUGCCCUUCCAACAAUCAGUUUCAGACUUAUUUAAGAGAACAUCGGCUUCCACAAAUACAGAACAUAAUGGUGUCUAAUGGACAGUUUUGAGAAGUGUUUUCAAGUUUCUCAUGCACAAAGUGACCACAUGAGGCAUCAGUGAACAGUGAAACCUACAAAAAAAACAAACUAUUAACUAUGUAUUGUAAUCAUUCCUAGGUAACAAGACUUGAAGUGUCAUGAAAAAGAUCUAAAACACUGAACUCAGGUAAGAAAUACAAAUAGAACCUUCCCAAAACA